AUGUCGAUACGUCCUGUCGUCCUUGAGGACUUUCCAGAGACGUCUUUCGAAGAUAUUGAAACGACAGUGAGUCCCGUAAACUGGCCCAAGCCUUACAAAAGUCAUCAAUCAUCACCUUUAAAGGAAGGCGGGGGAGCACCUUCAACUGCCAGCUCCGAAAGCACAACCUUUUCGAAUAACAAAAAGCGAUACUCCACGCACACUGAAAGCGAUGAAGAAGGAAGUGCAUUUCUGGACGACUUUGAGGAAUUUCGUGGCAAAGGCACAACCGAUGAUUUAGUGCAGACACAUUUUGCACAGAGGGAAGAGGAAGACGGCAGUCCUUUUGACGAGAGGCUAGAGGAUAGGGAUGAACUUGAUACACUGACUAAAAGGUUUGAAAAUAAAGUAGACCUCAAAAGCAGAAAUUUGAGUGGGAUUUCAAGGCCAAAACCGACACUCAGUCGUUCAUUCAAACAACCGCAAUCAAUGCUCAACCUACGGGAGCGUACAGGGAAACAGAUACCUUCGAGCAAUCGGCCACAUGAACUCACGAACAGCAGGUCUGCCACAAGUUUGAGGCCGGGGAGCAGGUUAGGGUCGAGAGGAAUUCAGUAUAAAAACUCAAUGCCAGUGUUAUCCAGGUACGAUAUCAUACGUGAAGAAAACGAACAUGAGAAUUACAAUGACGAGUUUGAGGAUGAUUUGAAGUUCGACAAAGGGCUUUUGCAACCCCAAUUUCUCACGGAGGAUGAUCUCAAGUCGCCAUUGAAUCUAUCGCCUUCCCAGUACACUAUAACUGCUGAUGAUUCUUUGUUAACUCCUCAAUUGCAUAAAAGGCAUCGCGAGUGGAUAAAACCUAGUCAGCUUAACAUGUUCAGGGAACCACUGCGGCACAACAAACCUUCCACCACUAAACUCAAUAAUACCAAGAAGCUUUCCGUAAAUCAUCGCUUAAAAACUAUCAAGCAAGAAAUAGACCAUAACACGCCGAUGAAAAAAGGAAGAAUGAUUUACAAUCCCGAAACACUGAGUUGGGAAGGUAAUGAGAAGGCGCUUUCAAAAUUUCGGGAUGUUGAUUCAUAUGACAAGAAGGCUAUUAUCAUUCAGGGCAAGCCGGACCUUAAACCACCUCGCGAAAAAAAAUCUAGCUCAAAGUUAGGGGCCAAGCAACAUGGAAAAGUUGUUGGCCGAAUGAUGUUUGAUCAAGAAAAUUUGUGCUGGAUCAGAAUUGAUGGUGACGAAAAGGACCCUUUCAAAGAAAUUCCAGACUUCAUUCCUCCUUCCAAUGUCCAAAGCGGCUAUCCGAUGAAAGGGCUAUCGUCAAAGAGAUCUCAGAGCCAGUUUGGCCCUAACCGGCAAAGCUUAAGUGGACGUUUUUCGUCAUCUGCAACAACUCGGUACCAUUCUUUGAGCACAGGUCCGUCGAGUCACGACUCUACUUUCAAUAUUGACUCCAAAACUUUAGAAAAAUUCUACCACGAGGAAAAUAAGUGGAGUAGAAAAGUUGGUGGGUGGUUCAUUCUGCGAGAUGCUGAGAUGGAUGAAUACGACAACGAACAAGGACUGCCCGACCCCAAGAGUAAUGGCUAUAUGUACGAAAUUCGAAAUAUGGUGAUAAGUUCGGCACGCAACUAA
Molecule: messenger RNA, 1617 nt
Organism: Lachancea nothofagi CBS 11611
Lineage: Eukaryota; Fungi; Ascomycota; Saccharomycetes; Saccharomycetales; Saccharomycetaceae
Source: the annotation of a GenBank genome assembly